Scleropages formosus (Asian bonytongue) is the source of this 1779-nucleotide messenger RNA. RefSeq names its product C3a anaphylatoxin chemotactic receptor-like. Lineage: Eukaryota; Metazoa; Chordata; Actinopteri; Osteoglossiformes; Osteoglossidae. Gene Ontology annotation, cellular component: plasma membrane. Gene Ontology annotation, molecular function: G protein-coupled receptor activity; complement receptor activity. The transcript is spliced from 2 exons. The record is from RefSeq and is a predicted model, not a curated record. Bases 39 to 1118 code for a protein of 359 amino acids. Gene Ontology annotation, biological process: inflammatory response; phospholipase C-activating G protein-coupled receptor signaling pathway; complement receptor mediated signaling pathway.
CAAAGCCAGAUACAGAUUCAGCUUCUUGGUGCUGUCUGAUGUUUUCCGAUCCAGUCCAGUUACUCAGGAUGAUGAGCAACAGCUCCUUCAUGUUACUUGUGAGCAAGUCCCAGGGAGACUCCAGCACCUUCAUGGAUAGCAUCAUUGAUAAAAUUCAGAUCGUCCUAUACACCCUGACUAUUGUUUUUGGCACCACAGGCAACGGUGUGGUCAUCUGGGUAGCUGGGCUUCGGAUGCCUCCCACUGUCACCAAUGUGUGGCUGAUCAACCUGGCUGUGGCUGACUUCAUCUUCUGCUUGACCCGUAUAUUUUCACUGGUCAAGAACCUCUUCUUUGCCUAUUGGCCCUUUGGUACUUUCCUCUGUAAGUUCAACGGCCUAUUUAAGUACGCCAACAUGUUCUGCAGUGUUUUUCUGCUCAGCAUCAUCAGCAUGGACCGGGCGCUGUGCGUUUGGCGGCCUGUUUGGACCAAGCAGAGACGAACAGUGGCAGCAGCCCGCCUGGUGAGCUUUUUGGUGUGGGUGUUGGCUGUGGCCCUCAGCAGCCCCUAUUUUGUCUUCCGGCGAACAUACCUUGGCAAAAAUAACCUCACCAAAUGCACCAUGGAGCCUGAGAAGAAAGGGAAGGAGGAGACUGGUAAGCAGGUGCUCUACAUGCUGCGCUUCCUGUGCGGCUUCCUGCUGCCAUUCCUUGUUAUCCUGUGCUGCUAUGUUCUGGCAGCUGUGGGCAUCCGCCGCACCAGACUGGCACGCACAACCAAGCCUCUCAAGAUUCUGGCUGGCCUGGUAUCAGCCUUUUUCCUGUGCUGGGCACCCUACCACUUCUUCCUGCUGGCCAAGAUGGUUAAUGGCAAGAGCCAGGUGGUGAAGCUGGGAGGAACAGUAGCCAAGGGUUUAGCCUACUUCAACAGCUGCGUGAACCCACUACUCUACUUCUGCAUGGGUGUGGACCGUAGGAAAAGUUUCAAGCAGAGCUUGUCUGCAGUCUGCAAGCGAGCAAUGGCUGAGGAUGGGGAAGGACCAACAGCAAUAUCUGCAGAGGGUGAACGAAGGUCUUCUUCCCAACACCGCUGUGGCACAGCACAGGAUCAGUCAGUAGGAGAUGUGACAAUAAUAUAGUAGCUAAUGUAAUAUGGCACUGGAUUUUAAAAUGUCUUAAAAACAUUUAUAUUUAGCAGUAAACUUGAACCAGAUUCUACAAUUCAAAAUGUAAAAUCAAGGCCAGGAAGUAAAAAGCGUAUUGGGAAAAAAAACAGUAAAUGUUGAUUCUGUCAUCCAUGCAUGAUCACGUACAGUGCAGUUUGACCAUGCAAUAACAUUUAUGAUGGAUGUGCACAGCAGGAAAUAUGGAUGUGGGACACAGUGUAAACCACUGUCUUAGAUUUGAAUGUUUUGUUGCUGUGAAAUACUUUUUCAUGAUUAUUGUUAUAUACAAGCAGCAGUUUCCAACAGAUUAAUUACUACUGAAUUACAGAAGAAAUUAGCAUGUAAUAAGACAUGCAUAUUUGUGAUAAAAUUCUGGUGUAACUUCAGUUCUUGUCCUUGCAACUAUUUUCAGUGAGCACCAGUACUGGUAUAAAACUCCAGAACACUGACUUCCUCAAGGUGUUUUUAGCAGUCUGUCUAGGAAAUAAGACCAGCAGCAGUUAGUCAAUCCAGAAGAGUGUAACAGGGACAUGUAUCAGUGCCUAUAUUCCUACAUUAUAUGUUUAGUUGUAUUUAAGUGGUGGCUCCUUCUGAUAUAUCCACUGUUGAAAUAAAUUCCCUGUUUCCAGUUCAU